UCUAAACAACCAAGAUGGCUGCAGUUGCAGUGUCUGUGUCGACGGGUUGUCGGACAUCGUACGAUAACUGCGGCUCUGAAGAUCAAAUGGACAUUGAAGCGGAGCUCGGAAGGCGCUCUGCCGCGGACAGGACAGAUCUGGAGUCUGGACCUCGGACGGCUUGUUCGUCUAAUGGAAGUGGUGGGGAGGAUGAAGAAUCAGAGGCCGAUAGGGAGAGGGCAGCCGGGGGCUCGAGUACGCCGCGCGUCUUGGAGGGAACAGGGAUGGCUGGUGGGAGGGAGCAGGAAGUCUCGGUGGAAAUUGGCGAGACAUAUCUCUGUCAGCGCACGGAUAAAACAUGGCAUUCUGCAGAGGUUAUACAGUCCAGGCACAAUGAGCAGGAGGGAAGAGAGGAGUUCUACGUCCACUAUAUAGGCUUUAACCGUCGGCUCGAUGAAUGGGUGGGCAAAGCACGCCUGGCUCUGACGAAGACAGUGAAGGAUGCUGUGAGGAAGAGUGUGGAAGGAGGGGGUGGUGGAGAGCUGGGAGAACAGCCUGAAAGGAAGAUAACCAGGAAUCAGAAGCGCAAACAUGAUGAAAUCAACCAUGUCCAGAAGACAUAUGCAGAAAUGGACCCAACCACAGCUGCCCUUGAGAAGGAGCAUGAAGCGAUCACCAAAGUUAAAUAUGUGGAUAAGAUCCAGAUUGGCACUUUUGAGAUUGAUGCCUGGUACUUCUCCCCCUUCCCUGAGGACUAUGGCAAGCAGCCCAAACUGUGGAUCUGCGAGUAUUGCCUCAAGUACAUGAAGUACGAGAAGACCUUCCGAUACCAUGUGUCUCAGUGUCAGUGGAGACAGCCACCAGGGAAGGAGAUCUAUAGAAAGAGCAACAUCUCAGUGUAUGAAGUGGAUGGCCGAGACCACAAGAUAUAUUGUCAGAACUUGUGUCUGCUGGCAAAGCUCUUCCUGGAUCACAAGACCUUGUAUUUUGAUGUGGAGCCUUUUAUCUUCUACAUUCUAACUGAAGUGGACAGACAAGGGGCGCACCUCGUGGGAUAUUUCUCUAAAGAGAAGGAAUCUCCCGAUGGGAACAAUGUGGCAUGCAUUCUCACCCUCCCCCCAUACCAGCGCAGAGGAUAUGGGAAGUUCCUAAUUGCUUUCAGUUAUGAGCUGUCUAAGUUAGAGAGCACAGUUGGCUCUCCAGAGAAGCCACUGUCAGACCUAGGGAAGCUGAGCUACCGCAGCUACUGGUCUUGGGUACUUCUGGAGAUCCUGAGGGACUUCCGGGGCACACUCUCCAUCAAAGACCUCAGUCAGAUGACCAGCAUCACCCAGAGUGAUAUUAUCAGCACGCUUCAGUCCCUGAAUAUGGUGAAGUACUGGAAGGGGCAGCAUGUCAUCUGUGUGACACCCAAAUUGGUGGAGGAACACCUCAAAAGUGCCCAGUAUAAGAAGCCACCCAUCACAGUGGACACAGUUUGUCUGAAAUGGGCUCCACCGAGGCAUAAGCAGCCCAAGUUCUCCAAGAAGUAAGCGCAAGAGGAUGAGACAGCAGAGUUCAAGAUGUGGUCCCAUUUAUCUCCAUUUCCUCCUUCCUGAUGUUAUGUUUAAAUUUACUGUUGUAAAACAUGUAUGUAUAUUUCUAAUGAUCGAAUUUUCAUUUUUUAAUAAACAUAAGUAGGGAUAUUCAAUGUUGUUUGUCUUUCUGAAAGAGAGAGUGGUCUGUUUUUGUACUGGGGCUCAUUCUUGUGAAGAAGUGCCACAUGCACAUUAGGUUGAAAAAGACUCAAACACUGCACAGCUCUGGCUGCAGUGUUAUGGCUUUAUAACAGUGUGUAUCUCCCCCUGUUUAAUGCACUAUACCUUGUUUCGAUUCACAGACUGCUGAGGUGUGGUUGAAACCAGGUCAUUCCAGUUAGUGUUUUUCCUGGUACUUGGAUGUAGUCAGGGUGUGGUUGUAUCAUGUUUGUCAGACAGGUGUU
Megalops cyprinoides (Indo-Pacific tarpon) is the source of this 1960-nucleotide messenger RNA. RefSeq names its product histone acetyltransferase KAT8-like. Gene Ontology annotation, biological process: regulation of DNA-templated transcription. The coding region runs from base 15 to 1511 and encodes 498 amino acids. The transcript has 11 exons. Gene Ontology annotation, molecular function: histone acetyltransferase activity. NCBI's taxonomy places the organism in Eukaryota, Metazoa, Chordata, Actinopteri, Elopiformes, Megalopidae. The record is from RefSeq and is a predicted model, not a curated record.